Messenger RNA from Orbilia oligospora ATCC 24927, 741 nucleotides. RefSeq lists its product as uncharacterized. Gene Ontology annotation, cellular component: Ndc80 complex. NCBI's taxonomy places the organism in Eukaryota, Fungi, Ascomycota, Orbiliomycetes, Orbiliales, Orbiliaceae. The record is from RefSeq and is a predicted model, not a curated record. Gene Ontology annotation, biological process: chromosome segregation. Bases 1 to 741 code for a protein of 246 amino acids. The transcript is spliced from 3 exons.
AUGACAAGCUUAGAAACAGCCUCCAUCCCGCCGAAUAUUGCGGCACAACUACCCAAUGUAAACUUCGGCUUCGACGAGCUCAAGGAGCGGAUGGCAAAAUUUACAGCAGCAUUUGAUGAUUUCAUUGAGAAGAGACGGGAGAAGGCUUUAGAAGCUCGGACGGCAUUUGCAAGGGACUUGGCGGAUUUGAAUGAGAACCAAAAAACGGUGAAGAAGAAUAUUGAACAUUAUGAACAAGAGGAGAUCAAGAUCGCUGCCAAUACGGAGAAAGAAAUCCAGGAAACAGCAGACCUUGAAUCCGAAAUAACCACAAUAAAAUCCGAGCGUUCCUCCCGACAAUCCGAAAACGAAACUUUAUCUUCCCAACUUCGCGAACAAUCCACAGCUAUCCAAAAACGUCGUCAAAAGCUUCUCGAGGAAAAACAAGCCCUAGCAAGUCAAGCAAACCAUAACCAACCGGAAUUGGCCUUCUGGGAGGACUAUUUGGGGCUAAGGAUUGAAGGAGCAGGGAGGCUAGAUCAUGUUAGGUUCAUAUUUACGGUCAUCGAUGAACGGGAUCUGGAAAGGGAAUUUGAGGUUGUGCUCAGUGUUGAGAGUAGGGAUUAUGAGAUUAUUGGGGCGAGGCCAAAGCUAGAUGAAGCGACGAGACAGAGGUGCUUGGAUACCUUGAAUGAGACGAGGAGUAUUGCGAAGUUUUUGAAAAUAGUGAGGGAGGAGUUCAGGAAAAUUGCUAAGCAGUAG